CCCUUUCCCUUUGGUUAACCCGAAAACUAAUCCUAAUCUGUGUUUUAUCUUUCUCAUCAAUUUUCCGACGAGCCAAACAGCAGGAGCAAACGAAACUGAGAAAAUUCCCAUAUCCGACAACCUCACAAAGAUGGAGAUGAGUUUAGCAAACCUAGUAGCCCCACAUACUAAACCUAUGUGUCUUGUUCAAAAACAGUUUGUGUUUCUAAAUAACAGGAACAGGGACACCAUUCGCAGUACUGGUUGGACCAAAAGUAGAAGAAGGACACCCACCUGUGUUCUGGGUGCGAAGAGCUCACAGGUAAGGAGACAGACCUUAUCCAGCAAAUGGGAUGUGCCUGAUUUUUCUGCUACCACUUCAUCUCCAUGGCUGCCCAGAUUCGAAGAGCUUGAUACCACCAACAUGCUUCUCCGGCAAAGAAUUGUCUUCUUGGGCGCUCAGGUGGAUGAUCCAACAGCUGAUUUCAUUGUAAGUCAGCUCUUAUUUCUUGAUGCUGAAGAUUCAGAGAAAGACAUCAAAUUGUUUAUUAAUUCACCUGGUGGCUCUAUUACUGCUGGAAUGGGAAUCUAUGAUGCAAUGAAAUUGUGCAAAGCAGAUGUUUCAACUGUUUGCCUAGGACUUGCUGCAUCAAUGGGUGCAUUUCUACUUGCUGCUGGUACAAAAGGGAAGAGGUUUUGCAUGCCCAAUUCAAAAGUGAUGAUCCAUCAACCACUAGGAAAUGCUGGAGGCAGUGUAACAGAGAUGAGCAUUCGAGUAAGAGAAAUGAUGUAUCACAGGAUUAAGCUGAACAAGAUACUUUCAAGGAUCACAGGGAAACCUGAAAAGCAGAUUGAAGAGGACACUGACCGUGAUUAUUUCAUGAACCCCUGGGAAGCCAAGGAAUACGGACUGGUAGAUCUUGUUAUUGACGAUGGCAAGCCAGGACUAGUUGCACCUAUUACAGAUGCCACACCUCCACCCAAAACCACGAUAUGGCACAUGUGGAAAGUUGACGGGAGCAAGGAGGCAAAGAAGAACUUGCCUACAGAGCAUAUACUUUUACAAAAUGGAUCUGUUCGGGUUCCAAAAACCAAUGAAUAAAGAGGCAGGCUCAGAAGAGGAAAACAAAACAAAGCACCUACUUCAUGAGAUUUGGGACAUAAUUCUUAGUAUGUGUGCUUAUGGUUAUCAAUUACUGUAACAAAUUUUUAGGAAAUUCAAAAGGGAACAAUGUAAUGGCCCUCAAUUGCCCUUGAAUCUGGAAUACUUUUGUGCACCUUAACUAGCUCGGAGUGCUAUAAUUCUCUAAUUAUGUAUUCUUUUGGGGAUUAAAGUUCAUGUUUAAAC
This is a messenger RNA of Rubroshorea leprosula, 1327 nucleotides long. The record is from the annotation of a GenBank genome assembly. NCBI's taxonomy places the organism in Eukaryota, Viridiplantae, Streptophyta, Magnoliopsida, Malvales, Dipterocarpaceae.